Molecule: messenger RNA, 1456 nt
Organism: Hippopotamus amphibius kiboko
Lineage: Eukaryota; Metazoa; Chordata; Mammalia; Artiodactyla; Hippopotamidae
Gene: SLC17A9
Product: solute carrier family 17 member 9
Exons: 13
Coding region: 79-1389 (436 amino acids)
Biological process (GO): transmembrane transport
Cellular component (GO): membrane
Molecular function (GO): transmembrane transporter activity
Source: RefSeq, a predicted model, not a curated record
UGGACUUGGGCGGCGCUGCCCGGUGGCUCGGCCCGGCGGGAGCGCCCCGGCCACGCUGCGCCCGCGCCGUCCGCGCCGAUGCAGCCGCCCCGGGACGAGGCCCCCGGGGACGCGGCCGAGGACGCCCAGUGGUCCAGGCCCGAGUGCCAGGUGUGGACGGGGACGCUGCUGCUUGGGACUUGCCUGCUGUACUGCGCCCGUGUCAGCAUGCCGGUCUGCGCCGCCACCAUGAGCCAGGACUUCGGCUGGAACAAGAAGGAGGCCGGCGUCGUGCUCAGCAGCUUCUUCUGGGGCUACUGCCUGACUCAGGUGGUGGGCGGCCACCUGGGGGACCGGAUCGGGGGUGAGAAGGUCAUCCUGCUGUCGGCCUCCGCCUGGGGCUUCAUCACCGCCGCCACCCCGCUGCUUGCCCACCUCGGCAGCGCGCACCUGGCCUUCCUGACCGUCUCUCGCAUCCUCACGGGCUUGCUCCAAGGAGUUUACUUCCCUGCACUGACCAGCCUGCUGUCCCAGAAGGUGCGGGAGAGCCAGCGAGCCUUCACCUACAGCACCGUGGGGGCCGGCUCCCAGUUCGGGACGCUAGUGACGGGGGCUGUGGGCUCCCUGCUGCUGGACUGGUACGGCUGGCCGAGCGUCUUCUAUUUCUCGGGUGGGCUCACCCUGCUGUGGGUGUGUUACGUGUACAGAUGUCUGCUGAGUGAGAAAGAUCUCAUCCUGGCCGUGGGCGUCCUGGUGCAGGGCCUGCCGGUGUCCAGACACACCAAGGUGCCGUGGAGACAGCUCUUCCGAAAGCCUUCUGUCUGGGCGGCCAUCGUCUCCCAGCUCUCGGCGGCCUGCUCCUUCUUCAUCCUCCUCUCCUGGCUGCCGACCUUCUUUAAGGAGACCUUCCCCAGCUCCAAGGGCUGGGUGUUCAACGUGGUGCCCUGGCUGGUGGCCAUUCCUGCCAGUCUGUUCAGCGGGCUUCUCUCCGACCAUCUCAUCCAUCAGGGUUACAGGACCAUAACUGUGCGGAAGUUCAUGCAGGUGAUGGGCCUGGGCCUGUCCAGCGUUUUCGCCCUGUGUCUGGGCCGCACCUCGAGCUUCUGUAAGUCUGUGGUCUUUGCAUCGGCCUCCAUCGGCCUCCACACCUUCAACCACAGUGGCAUUUCCGUUAAUAUCCAGGACCUGGCUCCGUCCUGUGCCGGCUUUCUGUUUGGCGUGGCCAACACAGCUGGGGCCUUGGCAGGUGUCGUGGGCGUGUGCCUGGGCGGCUACCUCAUCGAGACCACAGGCUCCUGGACGUCUGUGUUCAACCUGGCGGCCGCCGUCAGCAGCCUGGGGCUGUGCACCUUCCUCGUGUUCGGGAAGGCCCAGCGGGCGGACCUGAGCCCCGCGCACGAGGACCUCUAGCCGCGCCCCCCCGCCCCCCCCGCCCGUCCCCAAGGACCCGGCGCCGUCAGCCUCUGGGAACAGGGCC